Molecule: messenger RNA, 1327 nt
Organism: Peromyscus californicus insignis
Lineage: Eukaryota; Metazoa; Chordata; Mammalia; Rodentia; Cricetidae
Product: testis-specific serine/threonine-protein kinase 5-like
Exons: 8
Coding region: 76-1122 (348 amino acids)
Biological process (GO): microtubule cytoskeleton organization; intracellular signal transduction; protein phosphorylation
Cellular component (GO): cytoplasm
Molecular function (GO): tau-protein kinase activity; protein serine/threonine kinase activity; ATP binding
Source: RefSeq, a predicted model, not a curated record
CUCCAAGCCCCCUUCUGUGGCACCCUGCCCUCCACAAGGAGCAACAGCCGGCACAAGCUGGAUGAGAGGAUCUUCAUGGAACAGGCUCAAGAAUGCAUGAACAAUGGUUAUCUGCUCUCCUCCAAGAAGAUUGGCUCUGGUGCUUUCUCCAAGGUCUACCUAGCCUAUGCAACACGUGAGCGCAUGAAGCACAAUCCUAAACUAGCCUCUGACUUGCGGGCCAAGCGCCACACUAUGGUGGCUAUUAAGAUUGUGUCCAUGGCUGAAGCCCCAGUGGAGUACUCCAGAAAGUUCCUGCCCCGUGAGAUUUCAUCACUCAAUGCCACCUACAAGCACCUUAACAUAGUGCAGUUAUAUGACACCUACCAGAACAGUCAGCGCUCCUACCUGGUACUGGAGUUGGCAGCCCGAGGCGACCUGUUGGAGCAUAUCAACGCAGUGUCAGACCUCCGAUGUUGCCCAGGGCUAGAGGAGGAAGAGGCUCGAAGGCUGUUCUGGCAGCUGGUCAGCGCUGUGGCCCACUGCCACAAUGCCGGCAUUGUGCACCGAGACUUGAAAUGUGAGAACAUCCUGUUGGAUGACCAGGGCUUCCUAAAGCUGACAGAUUUUGGCUUUGCCAACUGCGUGGGGCUCAAGAACUCACUGCUGAGCACCUUCUGUGGCUCUGUGGCCUACACGGCCCCAGAGAUCCUCAUGAGCAAGAAGUACAAUGGUGAGCAGGCUGAUCUGUGGAGCCUAGGGAUCAUCCUUCAUGCCAUGGUGUCUGGGAAGUUGCCCUUCAAAGAACACCAACCCCACCGCAUGCUGCAUCUGAUUCGUCGUGGUCCCGUCUUCAAGCCAGGGUUGUCCCCAGGGUGCCGGGACCUGAUCAGAGGGCUGCUUCAGCUGCAUCCGUGUGCACGCCUGGGCCUACAGCAGGUAGCUGCUCACUGCUGGAUGCUGCCUGCAGAACACACACUGCACUCUGCACUCGGUGCUACUCCAGAACAGGAGCAUUCCCGGUCAGCAACAGCCCCUGGCCACACAGAGUCUGGCAGAGAUACCGUGUACCAGAAGCAAAAGCUGCAGCACCUCCAGAGGCGGGACAUCUCUAAGGAGAGUGUCUCUGGCCCAGGCGUUUAGCACCUGGAAGCCUGCACCAGAGGAAUAGCUUCUACCAGUCUUGGGCUAUGGCACUCCAUGGCAGGUGGCCACUCUCUAUGCCCCAUAGUCCCUAACAGGAACAUGCCUGGGCACUAUCUGGUCAACUGAGGGUGGGUAGGUGUGGGCAGAUAAAAAUGUUUUUCUGUGGAGCUGAGGAUGCAGCUGUCUACACAGGGAGAGCAGG